AGCUUCGUUACGAUGCUGGGUGAUGCCGGCUCGAAGGAUGAGCUGAAGCUUAAGGCAGCCCAGGAGCUAAGCGAGAGCUUCGAGAUCAUUACACAGUCCAGCGGCUAUCAGAACUUCCUCGAGCAUGCAAUGCGCGUGUUUCUGAAGGUGCUCCAGGACGGAGAACCGAUGUUUAUUUCGGAACUCAAUAUGCAGCAAGUACGCAAGUUGAUCUUGGAAAUGAUCCACCGGUUGCCGCAAAGUGAGCUCGUGCGCCCAUUCGUGAAGCCUAUUAUCAUUCUAAUGAUCAAGCUGCUGUACACGGAGAACGAAGAGAACGUGCUCGUCUGCCUGCGCAUAAUCGUUGACAUUCACAAGCAGUACAGGCCACCGUUUCAUACGGAAAUUCAUGACUUCGUAGCGUACCUAAAGAAAAUUUUUACCGAUCUGCCGAAACACAUGAACGUGAUGUUCGAACCGCGACAGGCAAUCAAGGUGAAGGACCUGAAGGAGCUAAACUUCGAGACGUUACUUCCGGACAUUUUCACCAUGACGAAUAUCCAACUGGAGAAAAAAACAGCCGACGGUAAAACAACAAAUGCCUCGUACAAUCUCAUACCGAAAGGCAUUAACUCACUGAAAGUUCUGCACGAGCUGCCGAUCAUAGUGGUGCUGCUGUAUCAAAUUUACAAACAAAAUCUACACCAGGAAGUGGCUGAUUUUAUACCCCUGGUCAUGAGUACCAUCAGCUUACAGCCAUCGCUCACGCACAAAAACUCGAACGCAUUCAAUAAAGAAACUUAUGUGGAUUUUAUGGGAGCACAGAUCAAGACGCUCACCUUUUCCGCCUACAUUCUGCGGCUGUUCCCGGACGCGGUACAUACACACGCCUCAACGAUGGUGAAGGGUAUGAUAAAUUUACUCGAAAGCUGCCCGAAAGAGGUGGCUAGUUCGCGCAAGGAGCUGCUAGUUGCAUCGCGUCAUAUCCUUCAGACGGAAUUCCGCAAUCAUUUCGUGCCGAUGAUCGAGAAGCUGUUUGAUGAUGAUGUGCUCCUCGGAAAGGGCUGGACAACGCAUGAAAAUUUACGUCCGCUCGCUUACUCCACACUCGCCGAUCUGGUGCACCACAUUCGGCAGCAGCUCAGCCUGCAGGCCCUGUCCAAAGCGGUUCAUCUGUUUGCCAAGAAUAUACACGAUGAAUCGUUGCCUACGAGCAUUCAAACGAUGUCCUGUAAACUGUUGCUUAAUCUAGUGGAUUGUAUUCGCCUGAAGAGCGAAGUCGAGCCAGUAGUUGCCCGUGAUUUGCUUAUCACAAUGCUUCGCAUUUUUACGAUAAAAUUUCAAACUAUUUCCAAAGUGCAGUUGCCUCAAUUGAUGCAGAAAUGGAAACAGAAACCAUCAGAAAUGGGAAGCAACCUUCCCGGGCAGAGCGAAAGUUCAGCUCGAGAUCUGCUCGGUGGGUGUGCGGACGGUUCGGAUGGCUCAGGACAGAAAGCGACUAGUAUUGGUUUACCCGUUCCAACCACGCUGAAUGUGUCGGAGUAUCGUAGCCUAAUUAAAACACUCGUUUGCGGUGUGAAAGCGGUUACGUGGAACUGUCCAUCGCCAAAAUCAGUCAAUACUAACGAAUAUCCGGGACCGACAAAAAUAUUCAAUCCUAGCGAAAUACUCAUCUUCAUCGAUCUGUUCCACUGGGCACUGGAAGCGUUGGAUAUCUAUACGAUAAACAUUCCAGCUGCCGGAAUGGGCGUUACACAGUCCAUCCCGGUGCAGAAGCAAACCUUACAGAUGCCUCGUACCAAGGAGGAGAAGGAAGUAUUGGAACAUUUUAGUGGAGUGUUCCUCACUAUGGAUCCGCAAAACUUCCAGGAAAUAUUUACCGCCACCAUCGACUUUAUGGUAGAUCGACUGUAUAAAAACACCACGCUGCAGGUUAUAGCAAAUUCCUUCCUAGCCAACCCGAAAACGUCGCCCCUAUUCGCGACAGUACUGGUGGAGUAUCUGCUUGAACGUAUGGAUGAGAUGGGAUCGAACAUAGAACGUUCGAAUCUCUACCUACGACUGUUUAAGCUGGUGUUUGGAAGCGUCAGUUUGUUUGCCGCGGAAAACGAACACAUGCUUCGUCCGCAUCUGCACAACAUCGUUAACCGCUCGAUGGAGCUUGCAAUGACUGCAAAGGAACCGUACAACUAUUUCCUCUUGCUGCGAGCGCUGUUCCGUUCGAUCGGCGGAGGAUCGCACGAUCUGCUGUACCAAGAAUUUUUGCCCCUAUUACCGAACCUGCUGGAGGGAUUGAACCGUCUGCAAAGCGGUUUCCACAAGCAGCACAUGAAAGAUCUCUUCGUGGAAUUAUGCCUCACAGUACCGGUCCGUUUAUCCUCUCUGCUACCAUACCUACCCAUGCUGAUGGAUCCACUAGUAUCGGCAUUGAAUGGAUCGCACACUCUUAUAAGUCAGGGCUUGCGAACAUUAGAGCUUUGCGUCGACAAUUUACAGCCCGAUUUCCUGUACGAUCACAUUCAACCGGUACGAGCAGAUUUAAUGCAAGCACUUUGGCGGACGCUGCGCAACCAGGACAGUGCGGCCAUUGUUGCGUUCCGUGUGUUGGGUAAAUUCGGUGGCGGCAAUCGCAAGAUGAUGAUAGAACCACAGAAGCUCAAGUAUCAAGAAAACGAUCAAGCCCUUCCUGCGGUGGUAGCCUACUUCCAAGAUCAUCGAAAUCCAAUCAACUUUGCCGUUGAUAAAGUCAUCGAGACCGCAUUCAACGCGCUGAAGUGCAGCACAACAGAUCCAUUCUACUGGCGUCAGAGUUGGGAAGUGAUCCGAUGUUAUUUGGCAGCUUCUAUCACGCUGGACGAUGAUAAGCACACGCUACAGAAGCUGUUCAUGCAUCCGAGUUUCACCGAAAACAAUAUUCAGUGUUCACUAAACGUUGGCAACUACAUCGCACCGGAUAAGCGUGCGCGUCUGACACAUCAAACAGCUCUCACGGGAAUGUUUGUGGCUGCGGCUACCAAAGAGCUUCGCGGUUCUGUUCUGCCCACAAUGGUUGCCGUCGUGCGACACUACACGAUGGUGGCGAUUGCGCAGCAGGCCGGCCCAUUCCCGCUGCUCAAACACUACCAGUGGUACAGCGUCAGUAUGGAUCCGCUCGUUCUGAUUGAUGCGCUGGCAGAUAUAAUGGGUCACGAGGAAAAGGAACUGUGCAAACCGGGUAAUUUGGCGAUGGUUCUCAUCCUCGAAACGGCAACCAACAUCAUGGGCUCGAAGGAGCGUGCCUGUCGAUUGCCGCUAAUGAACUAUCUGGGCGAAAAGAUGGCGGCCCUGUGCUACGAGCGUCCGUGGUACUCCAAAAUGGGUGGAUGCAUUGCACUGAAAUUCCUCUACCAAAACAUGGCGAUGCGAUGGCUUUAUCAGCAUACGUUCGUCUUCUUGAAGGCGUUCAUGUUUAUCAUCAUGGACCUUACAGGGGAAGUUUCCAGUGGAGCAAUCGAUAUGGCGCGUACAUUCCUUGAGAAGAUGUUGCGCAUCUGCAUGACACCAUUGGAGAAGGACUGCAAGAAUGAGGAAUUGCUGGCAACGCAGAAGAAGGCGAGGCACGAUGUAAUCCACGAGCUGGUGCGACAAGUAACAAGCCCUCACACACUCGUUCGUGAAACGGCUAUGUCUUCGUUGCGAUUGAUUGCAGAACUACAGGAAAAAACGGUAACGGAGGUAAUGGAUCCUCAUCGGGAGGUGUUGGUAGAUAUGAUACCGCCCAAGAAACACCUGUUGCGUCAUCAACCGGCCAGUGCACAGAUUGGUUUAAUGGACGGUAACACAUUCUGUACUACGCUUGAACCACGACUGUUCACUAUCGAUCUCAACGUGUUGACGCACAAAGUGUUCUACCACGAAGUAUUGACGCUGUCGGAUGCCGAGGAUGCAACGCUGAACAAGCUGGAGUGUUACAAGACGGUCACAAACUUGGUACCAUUGCGCAAAAGCGCCCUAAAUGCGCUGGCUGCUUGCCACUACAUACCGAAUGGAUGCAGAGAGAAAAUAUUCGCUAUCCUGUUCAAAGGAUUGGAGAAAAAUAAUGCCGAGCUACAGGAGGCAGCGUUUCAUUGCAUGAAAAAUUUCCUACAGGGCUGUAAUGUCAGCAAAGAGACGAUCCACACGGUCAUACGUCCCCUGCUGCUGAUGCUUGGCGAUUAUCGAAAUCUCACACUGAGUGGAACACGGCGUUUGUCCUAUCUGACGCAGCUAUUCCCGGCAAUGUUCAACGAAAAGCUGUGCGAUUCCCUGCUGCAGAUACUGCGCAAGAUGCUCGAGGUGACGAUUACCAGCAACCAGGGCAACUUUUUAGCAACUUCAAAGACGAGCGAGAUGGAAAAGAAGAUCGUUACAAUACUCGGUAUCUUCCAGCAAAUUCCGGCCGCUUCGCCCAAAUUCAUUGAAAGCCUGUGUAAACUAAUAUUGCAAGCGGAGAAGAGCUUGAUGGUCGAACCAUCGUCACCGUAUCGUCCGGCGCUGGUUAAAUUCCUGUUGCGUUACCCGAAGGAAACCAUUGAACUGUUGCUAACCGAUGUCGUGAUGAAAGAUGCACAGUGGAAUCGAUUCACAAUCUUCCUGUUGCGCCACAAGGACGGUUUGCCGUUCCGUAAUGCGGCCCAAUUGAAGGGUGCUCGCCUGACGCAGCUUAUUCUACUGAACUCGGAAUCAUCCUCGGCAUCGAAACCAUUCGAGGAACGGUACGAGUCGCAACAUCAGGCGGUACUCAUUAUCCAUACGCUGGUGGAGUUCGAUGGUCCGUGGAUUACGAGCCAGGUGGAAAUAAUUACUGUGCUGAAAAGCAUAUGGAAGAACGAUCUGUAUAAGACCUGCCAAGUAUCGGUGGUUUGCGAUUUAUGGCAUCUGAUCGCAAAAAUCCUGAUCGAAUACUUUUCCUACAACACGAACGAGAUUCUGCUGCUGUUUCAGCUGUUGCGCGCCCUAUGUCUGCGUUUCGUGCCCGAUUUUCAGUUUAUGCGCGAUUUCCUACAGAAUACCGUCUGCCAAAGCUAUACCGUGGAAUGGAAACGGAAGGCAUUUUUCCAUUUCGUGGACAUAUUCAAAAGCCCGGAUCUGGCAGAAGAUCUGAGGGCGAAGAUUCUGAUGAUGGUCAUCAUUCCAAGCUUUGCGCUAAGCUUCGAGAAGGGCGAAGGAAACAAACUGGUCGGUGCACCACCCGCCCCAUACCAAGAAGAUGACAGCAACGUAGUUUCGGUGUUCAUAAACAAGGUGAUCGAUCCGGAGAACCCGUUCGCCAAUGAGGACUGUGUGCGUAUUGCCUUGCUGCAGUUUGCCAGUUUGCUGGUGGAGAAGGCAUCGCCCCAUAUACAUGAUGGCGAUGCGAAUAACAAACGCGAAGGGAAUAAGCUGAGACGUUUGAUGACGUUUGCGUGGCCCUGUCUUCUACCGAAAAAUUGCGUCGAUCCGUCGGCACGCUAUCAUGGCCAUCUGCUGCUCAGUCACAUUAUUGCACGACUCGCGAUUCAUAAGCGUAUCGUACUUCAAGUAUUCCAUUCGCUGCUAAAGGCUCACGCGGUCGAGGCGAGACGUGUGGUACAGCAGGCGCUCGAAGUACUGACACCGGCAAUGCCUUUGCGCAUGGAAGAUGGCAACACGAUGCUAACCCACUGGACAAAGAAGAUUAUCGUCGAGGAAGGUCACUCAAUGCAGCAGCUUUUCCACAUCCUGCAGCUGAUUGUGCGCCACUAUAAGGUCUACUACCCGGUGAGGCAUCAGCUCGUGCAGCAAAUGAUUAACUCCAUGCAGCGACUUGGCGCGGUUACCAACACAUCUACCGAGUAUCGUAAACUUUCAAUCGAGCUAGCAGAAGUUGUGAUCAAGUGGGAAAUGCAGCGGGUAAAGGACGAAGCGGAAGAAGCAGCGGCGGCAGCAGCAGCAGCUGGUGGUGAAGGAACCAGUGUAACCGGUGGCGAUGCAGCAACCGAAGCGGAUGGCGUUGGUGUAUCGGAAGCAACGGCGCAGGCCGAUGGUUCGAACAAGCUACAAACAAGCGGUGCAGUUAAACGCUCGGCUACCGGUAUCGAUGACGAUGGAACGGGUGGUGUGAAGAAGAAACAGGCAGUAGGUGAUAUGGAUCCACAACCGUCGUCGAGCACGUCUUCCGCUGCCUUAGCGGGUGGAAAAGCGGACGGUGUUAACCGUUCGAUCGACCGAGCACAGCUCGAUACGGUUUUAAACUUCCUGUUCCGUAUGGCGUGCCAGAUUAAUGAGGUAGCACCCGGAGCGCCCGGUAUCGUUACACCCGGAGACAAUCUCGCCCGGCGUUGUGUGAAUCUGCUAAAGCUCGCACUAAAGCCAGACACUCUGGUCGAUCUAAAGCUCGUCUGGUUGGAUAAGGUGUUGCAAAACGUCGAUAUCCAACCGACAAGCAUCGGUAAUAUCUGCACGGCACUGGAGCUGCUCACGUUCCUGCUUGGCGUUCUGAAGAAGGACCAGAUCCUGAACACGCUGCGACCGCUGCAGCGUGGAUUGUCCGCGUGUGUCACAUGUUCGAAUACGCGCGUGAUAAAGCUAAUGCACGGACUGCUCUCCCGGUUGAUGGCCAUCUUCCCGACGGACGCUCAGCACAAGUGCGAUGAACUUGAAAUACUGUACACCACCAUCUCGCGCAUGAUCUACGAUGGGCUAGCGACGUAUGAGAAAACAUCCCAAGCAAAUCCAUCAUCGCUGUUUGGUACGCUCAUGACGCUGAAGGCAGCCUGUUCCAACAAUCCUGGCUAUAUCGAUCGCCUCAUCACGCCUUUUAUGCGUCUUCUGAACCGCUUGACGAAAGAGCAUCUGACCGGAUUUGGAGGAGCCAUGGGUCUUGGUGCGGGCGCUUCGAUGAGUGAUGUAGCGAACACGAGCUCAAUCGCACUGGAACUGUUGGUGGUGUCGCUCGAUCUGGUCAAGAACCGUGUCGUCGUGAUGAGCGUCGAAAUGCGCAAAAUGUUCAUUGGCGCUAUAUUGGUCGGGUUGAUCGAGAAGAGCAACGACUCGAAGGUGAUCAAAGCCAUCGUGAAGAUCAUCGAGGAGUGGAUGAAGAACAACAAAAACACACCGGUUACGGUACAGCAAGCGCCGACCUUACGCGAGAAAGCAAUCCUGCUCGUUAAGUUGAUGCAGUACGUCGAGAAACGGUUCGCGGACGAUUUGGAGCUGAACGGGCAAUUCCUCGAGUUGGUGAAUUAUAUCUACCGCGAUGAGGUACUGAAAGCUACGGAGCUCACCUCCAAGUUGGAGGCUGCAUUCGUGGCUGGAUUGCGCUGUCCGGUACCGCGCAUCAGGGCCAAGUUCUUCGAGGUGUUUGAUGGUUCGAUGCGCCGCCGGCUACACGAUCGACUGCUGUACAUUAUCUGUUCACACUCUUGGGACUCGAUUGGGCAGCACUACUGGAUCAAACAGUGUAUCGAGCUGCUGAUACUGACCGCGAACACGACCACGCAGAUACAGAACAGCGUGGAUAAUCAUCUUCUCCCCAGCAUAUCAUCGGUAAUAAACUUUGCCGAUCCCGAGGAGCGCAAAAACUUUGUUAUCUACACGACGAUAAACAACGAUACGACAGAUUCGUUUGAUCCGAUCGAGGACAAGGAGGACGCAUUCGAUAUGGAUAUGAGUGUUGAUUCCAACAUUUCCCGACACGAAGAAAGCGAACGACCGGUAGCGAACAGGCAUGCGGCGCUCGCCAAACUGAUCAGCCGCCAGGCAGAGUUCAUGGAAGCGAAUCGAAAGGUACGCACCGAACAGCUGUUGGUAGCUACGGCUCAGCUUUGCCACAUGGAUACGCAGCUGGCGGAGAAAGUGUGGCUAGAUAUGUUUCCAAAGCUGUGGGAAAUAUUGGACCCAAUACAGCAGCAAUCGCUUGAUCGGGAAAUCAUUCCAUUCCUUGCAUCCGGCGCUCACACCAUCCAGCGCGACUGUAAUCCGAGUGCGUUGCACACGUUCGUAGAGGCGUUGGCCCAGUGUCAACCGCCGGUCUACAUGCCGCCAAACCUGAUGGGCUAUCUUGGCCGAGCGCACAACCUUUGGCACCGGAUGACGCUGAUGCUGGAAUCGCUGGCCGACGAUUGGGCGAAUGUGAAAGAUUUGCUGCCCGAUUGCGUCGAUCAGGACGAUCAGGGCAUGCGCGAUUGUUCGAUCGUGCGCGAGCCACUGUCGCAGAUGUAUUCGGCACUGCACGAGGAAGAUCUGUGGGCCGGUUUGUGGCAGAAGUACGCUAAAUAUGCCGAGACGAGCCGUGCUAUUGCGCACGAGCAGAUGGGUUACUUCGAGGAGGCGCAAAGUAUCUACGAUGCGGCGAUGAUGCGUUUCAAGCAAGACCUGAGUAACGGGCAGACACCGACGGACAUGAACAGUGAGAUGCAGCUGUGGGAAAACCACUGGAUACGGUGCGCCAAGGAGCUAAACCAGUGGGACAUUUUGAUGGACUUUGGGCAGCUGUGCCGGGAUAAGGCCACCUACCUGAUCAUGGAAAGCGCAUGGCGCGUGCCGGACUGGAGCUUGAUGAAGCAAUCUUUGCUGAAGGUGGAACAAUCCUGCCCGAAGCAGGUCGGCUACAAGAUCAAUCUGUACCGGGGGUAUUUGGCGAUCCUGAACCAGGAGGAUCCACAGCACGCGAGUGGCAGCGCAUCGGUGGAGCGUUAUGUGGAAAUGGCUUCCGCUUACUGUAUGCGCGAAUGGCGCCGAUUGCCACCGAUCGUGUCCCACAUCCAUCUGCCGAUCCUGCAGGCAUCACAGCAGAUCAUGGAGCUACAGGAAGCGAGCCAAAUUCACCAGGGUUUGCUGCAAAACCGCACCACCUCGCUGCACGAUAUGAAAGCGAUCGUAAAGACGUGGCGCAACCGGCUCCCCGUUAUUGCGGACGAUCUGUCGCACUGGAGUGAUAUCUUCACCUGGCGACAGCAUCACUACCAGAUCAUCACCUCGCACCUCGAGCAUAACAACGAACCGAACGCACAGUGCAUGCUGGGUGCACACGCGUCCGCCCAAACGAUCAUCCACUUCGGUAAGAUUGCGCGCAAACAAAACCUGACCGGUGUGUGUCAAGAUUCGCUGUCCCGCAUCUACACCAUCCCGUCGGUGCCGGUGGUGGACUGCUUCCAGAAAAUAAGGCAACAGGUCAAGUGCUGUCUGCAGAUGGCGUCGGUCACCAGUCGUGCCGAGCUUUCCGAAGCGCUCGAAGUGAUCGAACCGACCAAUCUCGAAUACUUCACCAAGGAGAUGACGGCCGAGUUUUACGCACUCAAGGGCCUGCUGUUGGCCCAAACCGGUCGCUCCGAGGAGGCAAACAAAGCGUUCAGUGCGGCAACACAGCUGCACGACACGCUCAUCAAGGCGUGGGCAUUCUGGGGCGAUUAUUUGGAGCACAUAUUUACGCGAGACUAUCGGCAGAUCCAUCUGGGUGUGUCGGCUGUCACGUGCUUCUUGCACGCCUGCCGUAGCCAGAUCGAGAGCAAAUCUCGCAAGUACCUCGCCAAGGUGCUGUGGUUGUUAUCGUACGAUGAUGACAAAUCGUCCCUGCUGGAUGCGCUGGACAAGUAUGCGGUUGGAGUACCGCCCGGACAGUGGGUACCAUGGAUUCCGCAGCUUCUCUGCAGUUUGGUUCAGUACGAGGGCAACGUUAUCAUGAAUCUGCUCAGCCAAGUGGGUCGUAUGUUCCCGCAGGCGGUCUAUUUCCCGAUCCGUACCCUUUACCUUACGCUCAAGAUCGAACAGCGCGAGCGGUACAAGAGCCACGAGCAGCAACAAGCUUCGAUCGUACAGAAAGCGACCAAGGAUGGUUCGGCUACUGGCGGUGCUUCGAACGCAGGUGUUCCGGCAGGUGCCGCCACCACAACCCCCAUCCGUGCUACACCACCGAUGUGGCGCUGCUCGAAGAUUAUGCACAUGCAGCGCGAUAUUCAUCCUACCGUGCUGAGCUCGCUGGAGGGCAUCAUCGAUCAGAUGGUGUGGUUCCGGGAGAAUUGGUACGAGGAAGUGCUGCGCCAGCUACGCCAAGGUCUAACAAAGUGUUACGCAAUCGCGUUUGAGAAUCGUGGAGCAGUUAAUGAAGCGACCAUCACACAGCAUACGCUCAAUUUCAUCAAGAAACUCGUGUCUACGUUUGGCAUUGGAAUAGAAAACAUCUCCAGCUCCGUUUCGGCAACGUUCGUUUCGGCGGCAUCGGAAUCGUUAGCACGCCGUGCGCAGGCAACGGUACAGGAUCCCGUGUUCCAGAAGAUGAAGGGACAGUUUUCGAGCGAUUUCGACUUCUCGCAACCCGGUGCCAUUAAGCUGCAUAACCUGAUCACGAAGCUGAAAAUGUGGAUAAAAAUUCUCGAAGCCAAAACCAAACAGCUGCCGAAAUCGUUCCUCAUCGAAGAAAAGUGUCGCUUUUUGUCUAACUUUAGUCAAAAGACGGCCGAAGUGGAGCUGCCCGGGGAAUUGCUGCUGCCGAAGAACUCACAUUACCACAUUCGCAUUGCACGCUUCAUGCCACGGGUGGACAUUGUGCAGAAGCAUAACACAGCCGCCCGGCGGCUCUACAUCCGCGGCACCAAUGGUAAAAUCUAUCCGUACCUGGUGGUGAACGACACCGGCAUCGCUGAUUCACGUCGCGAGGAGCGUCUGUUACAGCUGCUCCGCAUGCUCAACUCCUACCUGGUAAAGCGCAAGGAAACGUCACGUCGGUUCCUGUACCUGACCGUACCACGCGUUGUCGCCGUUUCGCCCCAGAUGCGACUGGUAGAGGACAAUCCCGCUAGCAUUUCGCUGCUAGAGGUGUACAAAUCGUGCUGCACCAAGCUAAACAUCGAGCACGAUGCACCGAUCACGCGGUACUACGAUCGUCUCGCUAAAAUACAGGCCCGAGGAUCACCCACCAAUCAUGUCAUUUUGCGUGACAUUCUCAAGGAAACGCAAACGCAGAUGGUGCCGAAAACGUUGCUAAAGGAUUGGGCCCUUCGGACGUUUCCGUGCGCGACCGAUUACUGGCAGUUCCGGAAAAUGUUCACCCUGCAGCUGGCUCUCUCCUGUCUGCUGGAGUACGCGCUCUGCCUAACCCGGCUCAACCCGGACAUGAUCUAUCUGCAUCAGGAUUCGGGCUUGAUGAACGUAUCCUACUUCCGGUUCGAGAUGGACGAUAGUACCGGCUUCCUGGAUGUGAACCGAGCCGUACCGUUCCGACUAACGCCCAACAUUGUCGAGUUUGUUUCGUCCGUCGGUGUCGCCGGACCGCUUACGGCGUCGGCUGUCGCUACGGCGCGCUGUUUCAUACAGCCAAACUUUAAGCUGACCACAAUAUUGAAGGCUAUUCUAAAGGAUGAAAUUAUCGGGUUCCACAAGAAGCGGCUCAACGACGAAAAGGUGCUAGUCGAUCAGUCGGCCGGUGGUGGUGGUGGUGCGUCCAGCACGAUCUCAUCCACAACAUCGGGUGCUUCUAGCACGACGGGUGCUACCGGUACUGCUCAGGCAACAACUGCGACGGUCACCGAACAGGACAACGCCUCGAUCGACAUCGAUGCGGAAACGAUCAUCACGACGGUGAACAAAGCCGUCGGUACGAUCAUGGGUCGGUUGAACAAUCUUUCGCGCAUCGACAGCGGUGAAGCGAACCGGAUGAGCACCUUCGUCCAUGUGGCAACCAAUCCGGACAACUUGUGUCUAAUGGAUCCUGCCUGGCAUCCUUGGUUGUAAACAACUUAGGCUAGAGUAAGAGCGUAAAAGUAAAGUUAGGAUAAAAAAACCGGUGUGUGAAUUGAAAUGAAUUAAUUAAGACAAACGAUCUUUGAACGGAACGGAAGAAGGACGAAUAAUAAACUAU
Molecule: messenger RNA, 11812 nt
Organism: Anopheles moucheti
Lineage: Eukaryota; Metazoa; Arthropoda; Insecta; Diptera; Culicidae
Gene: Nipped-A
Product: transcription-associated protein 1
Exons: 20
Coding region: 13-11685 (3890 amino acids)
Biological process (GO): DNA repair; regulation of DNA-templated transcription
Cellular component (GO): SAGA complex; nucleus; NuA4 histone acetyltransferase complex
Molecular function (GO): transcription coregulator activity; protein binding
Source: RefSeq, a predicted model, not a curated record